Messenger RNA from Rotaria sordida, 714 nucleotides. NCBI's taxonomy places the organism in Eukaryota, Metazoa, Rotifera, Eurotatoria, Philodinida, Philodinidae. The record is from the annotation of a GenBank genome assembly.
AUGCAUUUUCAAGUUAAUUUAACAAUAGCUACUAGUUUUAAAUCUUUACCAUUGAGAAAUACAAUUUUACAACGUUACUUUUUUAGUUGUUAUCAUAGUUCAAGUCUGUAUAUACAUUGUAUCUGCAAUAGAGGAAUAAAUGAUACUAUAUGUGAAUAUUUGAUUGAUAAACAAGAUUUUUAUUGUCAUAUUGUAUUUUUAUUAUUUAUACUGUUAAUGUCAUGCCUUGGCAAAAAUGUAAUGAAUUAUUUUCGUGAUAUAAUGUUUACAUGGUUUGCUGUUGAAUAUAUUAUAUAUAAUGUGGCUUUUAUGAAUUUAUGUUGUAUAUGUUUACACCAUCGUGGUGCUCUUUAUAUUAGACCGUCAACAAUUCGUCGAUUGAAUAUGAACAAAAAACCUCUUGUAGGAGUGUAUUAUACUAAAGGGAUUAACAAGUGGAAAAAAAGUUCUAUGCUAGGUACUAUAGAUUUUAUGAUCUACAAUAUCUUGAUUUUACUUGUCAUACCACAAUCUUCAUCAAUAACAAUAAAACUAUGUGUAACAUUUGGAUCAAUAGCAACUGUUCAAAUCGGUCAAUUACUCAUGAUUUGGUUCCUGUACCAUUUCGAAGUCCAAUCAGCACCUGGAGUACCAUUACCAGUAAUCAUGGUUUCAAUAUAUAUUUUUCUUCUUGAUUUUAUUAUGUUAAAUGUUAAUCAAUGUGUUAAACUUUGA